AAAUCUCAAACAACCGAAUGGAAAGUAGUAACAAUAAUAAUAGAAAAUAAUAAUAAUAGAAUGGCGAGAUUCUCAAUAGGCGACGAAGACGAAGAUGCUCCACUCACCUAUAAACGUGCACGUUGCUCGGAACCUCCGUCUCAAUCUAACCGUGUUAUUGAUACGGCAGAAGUCGAUAACGACGACGAUGAAGAUUUUGCAGUUACCUUUGACGCUCACGAAUUGACUACGGUUGAUGACGUGGAAUCCGAUUCGGGAGAUGAAGAACUUGAAGAAGUGGAUGAAGAUGGAUCUGAUGGUGAUGAAGAAGAAGAAGAAGAAGAUGAAGAUGAUGAUGAUGAAAAUGAUGAUGACGUGGAUGAGGUUCCGCCUGUAUCAACCGCUAGACAGAUUAAUUGCCUUCCGCCUGUUUCGAGACCGGUGACGGAAACGGUGUUUAAUAAUACGAAUGGAGCGUUGCAGGUUGUAUUGACCGAUCCUGAUGUUCUCGAUUGUCCGAUUUGUCUCGAUCCGUUAUCCGCUCCGGUUUUUCAGUGUGAGAACGGCCACAUAGCGUGCUCUUUGUGCUGCUCCAAAAUAAAUAGAAAAUGUCCUUCUUGCUGCAUGCCUAUUGGUUAUAACCGUUGCCGAGCUAUUGAAAAAGUCAUAGAAUCAGUCAGAAUAUCAUGCAAAAAUGCUCAAUAUGGUUGCAAAGAGAAUAUGACUUACAGUAAGAAAAACGAGCAUGAAAUAAUUUGUCCGCACGCUCCAUGCUUUUGCCCUCACCCGUCAUGUCCCUUUACUGGUUCUUCCAAAAAUCUCUACCUACACUUCCGUGUUAAACAUGCAGCCUCUACCACCCGUUUCACCUACAACACCACUUUCACUCUUCGUGUAGAAUCUAAUCAAAAACACGUUUUUCUUCAAGAACAACAUGAAAGUGUCAUCUUUAUUCUCAAUCACGAAGUUCGUGAACAAGGACGAGCUUUUAAUGUUGAUUGUGUGGGUCCAAGCACAUUAAAAACUUCUUUGGAGUAUCACCUGACUACUAAAAACGAUGAGGCAACUCUGUCAUUGCAAUGUGCUCCACAAAUAUAUGCAAAGUGGUCUGAACAUAAGCCCGCAAAGAAUUAUAUAAUUGUCCCGUCUGACUUUUCACAUUGCAAUGGGGUUCUGUCUCUCGAUGUCUGCAUAAGGAAAACCCUGUAAUCUGUAUGAAUGAUUUCUUGUUUUCUGUUUUAUUUUUUAUUUAUAGAAAUUACAAUCUUUUCUAAUGCAAGUGUAACUGCAUAUGUAACGUAUAUUUUACUUUCAGUUGAAUAUACUGUAAGAGAAUUGGAGUUUGGUA
Molecule: messenger RNA, 1327 nt
Organism: Erigeron canadensis
Lineage: Eukaryota; Viridiplantae; Streptophyta; Magnoliopsida; Asterales; Asteraceae
Product: E3 ubiquitin-protein ligase SINA-like 7
Exons: 2
Coding region: 61-1188 (375 amino acids)
Molecular function (GO): zinc ion binding
Source: RefSeq, a predicted model, not a curated record